UUUUUUUCCCCAACAUUUUCAGCAGUAUGCCUAAAUUAACAUAGAUUACCUAUAUAUAUAUCCUCACAUAACAAUAUACGUUUUAGUGGUAAAUAAAUAAAUAUAUCGAAAAUUUUGGGAGGGAAUGAGAUGUGGACUACGGAAAGAAACGAGUUGAGAAGCAAUGGUAUUUUAUUUAUAGCGUUGUUUUGGGCAUGCCUUAGGUAGCGUGUAAUGUGUGUUCCUCAGAAAAAUAAUCAAAAUUUACUGUGGCUGAUUUGAGGUCUGACUAUAUGCUGAUGAGCAAUAUCAGGCUUUGCAAAAAAGGAAAUACCACAUAGUGCACAACAGAGACAGAAAGGAGACUCAUAAUUUGAGAGCUGAUUGUAUGGACAGCAAGAAUCAUCACAUCUUACUGCUGUACAUCAGAGAAUAACGAAAACAAAAACAAUGGGGUUGCUGUCUGAGGCAGAGGCAGCUAUCACAAUUCAGCGAGCAUGGCGAAGACAUAUUGAUGUCCAAGUCUACCGUUACUAUCGGGAUCUAAUAAGCUUUCAAAGUAGGGGAGAUCCUGCUGUGAUGUUGCGGUGUAUUAACCCUAACGAAGCCAAACUCCUUGACAGUGCAUCUGGUGCCUCAGUCCGUUUCAGGCUGGCUGGAGAGAAGUUUCCCCCUAACAUUUAUUACAAGAUCUUCACUCAAAGACCCAUCCAAGAUCUUUGUGCAAACAGUCCCAAAAAUUACACUUGUGCUUCUGCUAAACAACUAAAAGCCAAGGAACUGCACAACAGAUUACAGCCGUUGCCUCCAGCUGAUGAUCGCAGCCAGUGGUACAAACGCUCAGAGAACAAUGGAUGGCGCAUUGUUUCUGAUCGCCUCCUUCGCCACAUAAUGUACGAUCCCAUUACAUGGGAAUCUUCAAACAAGAAAUACAUCUUUGACAACAGUGGGUUGAGACGCAAACAGGAGGUGGAAAAAAUUAAGAAAGAAAGGAAGAUUGAAUGGAUGAGAAAAAUGUACAAAGAGGGAAUGCUGCAUGCCAAGGCUGAGGAUAGCGUGACAAUACACCUGAUAGAGGGGGCAGCAGCUGGCAUGAUAGCCACAGUGGACAGUCAGGGUCCAGAGGCACUCGAGGACUGGGAGGUCAAUGAAUUGUUGGAUUGGACCACAUCUCUCAACUUUGAUGAUUAUUUCAGAGAUUGGAAAAGUACGGCCACAAGUGCAGCAGCAACCAGUAAAGUUGAGAAAACUGGGAAUAUUGGCUUAGGCAGCUUGGAUCCAUAUGAGAGGACAAUGUCCACAUCUCCAUCAAGGUUUCCAUCUACUCGCCAAUCUAACUACACUCAUGCAUCUCUGAAUGACUCUAUACAUAUCAAGACCUAGCUGUGCAGGUGAAAAAUAUGUUGUUUUUAGCAUAUUUCAUCCAGAUACAUUCUUCUAAUGUGGCAGCGACAGGGUGAAUUUUUUUUAAUACAUUUUUAAUAUAUAUAUAUAUAUGUUUUGCAUGUGUGAUGUGAUGAAUUUUUAUUUUAUUCAUAUAUAUGAUUUGAAAUACUUUUUGUAGGUUUGCUUCUAUUUAGUGAUAUCAAUAGACAGUGAUUUUACUAUCUACAAAUACAUAUUGAAGCAAGGAGAUAUUAUGUUUUAAGUGAUUACAUGUAUUUGUAUGAAACAAUUGAAACACCCAUGUAUUAUUGUUAUGAAGGGAAUGUCUAAGGAAAACUUUGUAAAAUAAAAAAGAGAAUCAAACACCUAAAAUACUGUGUGAUUUUUUUAUUUGAAUAGUUAUAUCACAUUAUAAUGCACAUACAAGAAAGUAGCAUACAUUUCCACAGUAUAGCUCUAGCUGAAUUUAAGAUGUAUAUAUACAGCACCUUAAAAAAAAUGUUACCCCAUUUACCUGUGAAAAAUUUACAGUCAUGUGACACUACUUCUAUAUUCUAAAGCUGUGUAAUGUAUUUGACAUAAAACCACUAGCAUAUAUUUAUUCACUUGUGAAUUGUUAAGAUGGAAAGCAUAUAAAAUGCUAGAGGCAGAUAUAUAGACAGAUUGAGAUUUCACUUUUUGAUUUGGCUAAAUCAUUACAUUUCCAAUUAUUGCAAAUUAUGGCA
This is a messenger RNA of Pomacea canaliculata, 2090 nucleotides long. RefSeq lists its product as uncharacterized. The record is from RefSeq and is a predicted model, not a curated record. Lineage: Eukaryota; Metazoa; Mollusca; Gastropoda; Architaenioglossa; Ampullariidae. Bases 430 to 1362 code for a protein of 310 amino acids. The transcript is spliced from 10 exons.